Molecule: messenger RNA, 1505 nt
Organism: Drosophila teissieri
Lineage: Eukaryota; Metazoa; Arthropoda; Insecta; Diptera; Drosophilidae
Product: protein tantalus
Exons: 3
Coding region: 322-1218 (298 amino acids)
Source: RefSeq, a predicted model, not a curated record
GAUAAUAUUGUGAGUGGUUGAACCAGCUCUAAUCCAAGCUGUUUAUUUUACAAAAAGAACGCAAAAGUUGUAAUUUGGCCAUUUAGUUGUAUGCGAAAUAGGUCUUUGCGGCAUCUUUGCAUAUAGUUGAACCCAGAUUUCAGAAGAACCCUAUUUGGCAGCGAUAAAUUGCGCUUAAAAAUAGCAAAUCGCCGAUAAAUUACCCCCCGGAGUGACAAAGAUCUGCAUUUUCAGACAGACGCCUGCAGAAAAAAGGGUUUUACAACAAGGAAAUGCGCGAUUUUGCAAAGGAAUGAUUUCUAGAGUUCAACGGCAAAUAUAAUGGAUAACAUUGUCUACGACUUUGCCAAGAUCACGUUUCAACCAAAGGAGAACAGAUCAUCCACCAGCUCCAAUCUCUCGUGGCGACUGAAGGAGAUGGCCAUGUCGGACAUGGAGGAGAUGCAGGACACAUCCGAGCCCAUAGCUGCGCCCGAUUCCGAUGACAAUGUCAGCAGUGCAUCGCAAGACUCCGACGAUGUGGACUCCCAGUUGAGUCGCUGCGAGGACAAUGAUGACGACAGCGAUUGCAUCAGUGGAUCAUCCAGACGAAGUUCCAGUUUUGGUGCUCGAGCGGGCGUGGCUCGUCGCAGGAUGCCCGCCAGGGUGUCCAAGGACAACUUCAACCGGAUCUGCAGCGCCAUCAUGAAACCCAUCAAAAAGAAGCAACGCAAAGAGCUGAACACAAAUGUGCAAACGCUUAAGAGCAUUGAAAAGAUCUACACCAACAAGCGCAUGAAAAAGUUCACGCCCACCAAUCUGGAGACAAUCUUCGAGGAACCCAGCGAUGAGAACGCCGCCGAUGCUGAGGACGACAGCGAGGAGUGCUCCAUCAGCAGCCAAGUGAAGGUAGUCAAGGUUUGGGGUCGCAAACUUCGCCGGGCCAUAUCCUUCAGCGAUGGUCUGAACAAGAACAAAAUCCUGUCGAAGAGGCGCCGCCAGAAGGUGAAGAAGACCUUUGGCAAGCGAUUCGCACUCAAGAAAAUCUCCAUGACCGAGUUCCACGAUCGCCUGAAUAAGAGCUUCGACAGUGCCAUGCUGGAGGGGGAUGAUGGAGAGGCGGGCGGUUCGGUGGAGACUAUCGAGAUCCCGAAGACUUCCAUGACCAUGGAAGACAUACAGCUGCCGGCAAUGAGCAGCCAACACCAGUUCCUCAUGCAACCGGCGGGCUUCGAGUAGAGAGACUGAACGAUCCAUUAAGUGUGCCCCCAUUAUUCUUCAUUGCAUUACAACUAGCUAAUAGUGCCCAAAAACAAAUGUACUGAUACCAAUUAUGAAGUUAGGUUUUACGUUCGUUUGGUUUACUUCACACCUUAGUCUUAAGCCCCAUAAAAGUUAUAUGAGUGUAAAUAGCAUGUAGAAGAAAACAAAAUAAGAGCUAUACCUAGAACUAAACUUAUCCAGCCAUAGAAUACGAUUCUGUGCCUAGCCAUUAAGAUAAUAAAUAAAAGAUGAAAAUACAUACA